CCCAGGCCAAUCAUGGGCAUGGUUUAUUCCUUCUCUGAAGUGUCUAGGCGGUUUAGAGCAUCCGAACUGGUUCGGGCAGGCCGCCGCGUCUGUGCUUGUUGAGGUGAUGACUUCUUCAGAUCAGAGGAACGUGAUUGGGCCUCGUGCCGCGCGCCAGAAUCGAAACCCCUACCGCUGAAAUUGGGCAUCAACCCCCCCUUCCGGUCAUUCUUCUGUAUCAAACACAUCUCGACAGAAAGUGGUCUCGCUACCAUGGGUUUAAGAUCGGUUGCCAAAAAACGCUUAGAGGCUCUUCGCCGAGGCCUUGGCGCAGGAGCUAAGGAGCCCGACGGCAAACACGACGGCGUCCUGAAGGAUCAGGCAAACGCCGCUUCCGCUCCGUCGACGCCGCCCAUAGCAAAUCCUGAGCCUCAGGCUGCUGAAAAUGCGACUCUGGCUGCGCGCAAAUCCCCAGUUCGAUCGGCAAUCGUGGAGACUCACUCUACCCCCCCUCCUGCAGCAACCACCAACCAGCUAGCCAGCCCCAACGCGGCAUUGAAUUCCCCAAACCUGCCAGGACGGAAUCGGAGCGAAGCAUGCGGCGACCUUGAAGGAGACAAGCUCAUAUUGCCCUCGUCCUCCGAGAGGCUCCACGAAGAGGCUAGUCUGCCGACCGGUGCUACCGUCGAGGGAUGGAAACACGGAGCUGAUGGGCCGCAAAUGCCGGCUCACGACCGCCAUCCGCCGAAGCACAGCCAGUCGCAUACCGCAGAGACACUUUGGGACCGUGCGUAUGCCGCCCUGAGAACAGAGAAUCAGAGUUUGGUCGAGACGUACGAGAAAUUGCUUUCCAAGGAGUUGCCGGCGACAGGCUCCAAGUCGAACACCUACAAGAACACAGCGCCUGAUCAAGCCGAAGAAAGCUUAGACGAGGUGGAGAACCGGAUCGACCACUCGAAUGUCUUGGAACGCCAGGAACAAAUGAAGACAAUAAUCAACAGUGGCCUGCGACGGGUGGAUGAAAGGAAAAUCAAAUAUACGAUUGCUGGCCACGAAUAUGUGCUACAGGAUCAGAUUACCCAGGCUGCGGGGUUCGUUCAAUGGGCGAAAGGGUUGAUUGACGAAACCGUCAAGGCUUCUCCGGAAGCCUCUUUGGCCUGGGCCGGCGUUUGUGUCAUACUCCCGCUCCUGACCCAACCCAGCGUCGCAGAGCAAGCGAAUCGGGAUGGGUUCACGUAUGUCACAGCCCGCAUGCGGUUCUACGUCGCCCUAGAGCCUCUGUUGCUGCCGCAGAGCCACAACCAGGCCGUCUCCAUUCCUGAAAAUUUGAAGGAGGCAUUCGAGGCUGAUAUCGUGGACUUGUAUCGACAUGUUCUUGAGUUCCAGGUUAGGAGCGUCUUACGAUUCUAUCGGAGCCGAUCCGGAAACCUUGGCCGGGAUCUGGUCCACCGCGAGGACUGGGCUGCGAUGCUAUCCAAGGUCAAGGAACGCGAAACGACACUAGACAACAACUUCAAGCACAUAAGUGGUGUUGCCUUGAGGCAGGAGCUGGAGGAACUCAACAGCACCGCAGACGAGUCCCUUGAGUCUAUGCAAGCGUUUCUGUCAGUCACUACAGAGCUGCGAGAUAUUGCAAAAGAACACCUCCAGGUUCAGAAAAACAUUUUCAAGCGGUCGCUCUCUGACGAAGAGAAGAAGUGCCACCAGCUGUUCCGCCUUACAACUGGCAAAAACAACACGACAUACGAGUGGUAUAAAAGCCGCGUGGAGGCCCGGAUAGAAGGCACCUGUCAGUGGUUUCUGAACCACGAAAACUUCCAGACGUGGCUCAAGCAAGAUUCUGGGCCCUUACUGGUCUCAGCAGACCCUGGGUGUGGAAAAUCCGUCCUGGCCAAGUACCUGAUCGACCAGGGACUCCCACAAUCAGCAGCCAUCUGCUACUUCUUCUUCAAAGACCAGGACCAGAUGACCGUCAAUCAGGCACUUUGCGCAUUGCUACACCAGCUCUUCUCCCACCAGCCUUCACUGAUCCGACACGCUUUGCCAGAGUAUUCCAAGAACGGAGAACGCCUUAUAAAUAUCACAACAUCACUGUGGGAUAUCUUGGAAAAAGCUGGACAAGACCUGCAGGAUAGACCUGUGAUUAUGGUCCUGGAUGCGCUGGAUGAAUGCGCCGAAUCGGACCUCCAGGACUUGACUCGGAUGUUGACACGGUUAUUUCACAGAGACAGAUGGGGUUGUCGCAAGAUAAAGUGCCUGAUGACCAGCCGCCCAUACGAACACAUCGUGUCAGAGUUCCAUGAACUUGUGGGUGCCUUUCCCUAUAUCCGCAUACCAGGAGAAGCAGAGUCGGAAGCCAUUAGCCAAGAAGUGAAUCGCGUCAUCACUUACCAAGUCAACAAGCUGGCAUUUUCAACCCUCAUCAAGGAUCACCUGCAAAAACGACUGCUAGGAAUCCAACAUCGCACAUACCUUUGGGUAUAUCUUGUCUUUGAUUACUUGAGGAGAGAAGGCUUCAAGAAGACACCAAAGGGCGUCGAGGAUGCCAUCGCAACGCUUCCAGAAAGUGUCAACGAGGCGUAUGAGAAGAUCCUUAACAGAUCUAAGAAGCCUUCUAAUGUUCAGAAAGCCUUGAGUAUUAUCUUGGCAGCGAGCCGGCCGCUGACGCUAGCGGAAAUGAGCGUCGCCAUGAACAUUGAGAUCUCGUCACGGUCUAUGAGAGACCUCGACCUUGAAAGUCAAGAGGACUUUGAAUCGAGCCUCAGAUCUUGGUGUGGGCUCUUCGUGUCGAUCUAUCAUGGAAAGGUUUAUUUCCUGCAUCAAACUGCUCGAGAAUUUCUUCUUGCAGAUUCACCUGCAAAUGUUCCGCCAGAGCGACGUUGGCACCACUCCAUCACUGCCAGGCAAGCACACAUGGUGCUUGCGGAGGCUUGUGUGGUUCAUCUUGACUUCUUCAAUUCCGACGUUGUCCUAACAGAUGGCAGCGCAUCCAGUCAAUACAUCAAUAGUUCCACCUUCUUGGAUUAUUCGGCCGAAAACUGGGCGGCCCACUUUCGCGAGGCUCAUUUCAGCGAUGACGCUGCCAUAGUACGCUAUGCUCUGAGAAUUUGUAAUACAGAUUCGAAGAGCUAUUCAACAUGGUUCGAAAUUUAUCGAACUGUGUAUAGGGUAUACCACAAGCAUUCUGCAUCUCUAGGGGUAGCAGCAUAUUUUGGGCAUGAGGCUGUUGUCAGGCUGCUUCUUAAGGAAGGGGCUGAUUUCGAGGCAAAGGAUGAAGAUGAUUGGACGCCACUGUCUCUAGCUGCUAGGAAGGGGCAUGAGGCUGCUGUCGUCAAGCUGCUUCUUAAGGAAGGGGCUGAUUUUGAGGCAAAGGAUAAAUAUGGUCGGACGCCACUAUUGCAGGCUGCUGGUAGAGGGCAUGAGGCUGUCGUCAAGCUGCUUCUUAAGGAAGGGGCUGAUUUUGAGGCAAAGGAUAAAGAUGGUUGGACGCCACUGUUGCAGGCUGCUGGUGGAGGGCAUGAGGCUGUCGUCAAGCUGCUUCUUAAGGAAGGGGCUGAUUUUGAGGCAAAGGAUGAAGAUGGGCAUGAGGCUGUCGCCAAGCUGCUUCUUAAGGAAGGGGCUGAUUUUGAGGCAAAGGAUGAAGAUGGUCAGACGCCACUGUCGCAGGCUGCUAGUGAAGGGCAUGAGGCUGUUGGCAUGAGGCUGUCGUCAAGCUGCUUCUUAAGGAAGGGGCUGAUUUCGAGGCAAAGGAUAAAGAUAGUCAGACGCCACUAUCUCUAGCUGCUGGUGGGGGGCAUGAGGCUAUCGCCAAGCUGCUUCAGCUUCAAUCCUAAAACCAUGUUUAUAUUUCUGCUAUCAACUUAAGGUUAUUUUCUUCCUAUCAUAGCGUGGCACACGAAGGGUCUGGGGGGUUCAUGGAUUUAUCUGUUUUCAUCUAUUUUCAGAAUCUUCUAGAAGCAGCUAGAUAGGUGACGUUGUUUUGAUCGUGUAUGGGAGGCUGCCUCCAAAUGAAUGGG
Molecule: messenger RNA, 3995 nt
Organism: Phialemonium atrogriseum
Lineage: Eukaryota; Fungi; Ascomycota; Sordariomycetes; Cephalothecales; Cephalothecaceae
Exons: 6
Coding region: 253-3759 (1168 amino acids)
Molecular function (GO): protein binding
Source: RefSeq, a predicted model, not a curated record